GCAGAUCUCAUUUAUUUGCCGCUCUUCGAGGCGUUCACAACGUGAAAAGCAAACGCUGCGCGCCAAGCAACUUGUAGACUUGACGAUUUUGAAUCGGGAAUCGGAAACAUUGUGCCAGGAGGAGCAGCAAUUGUAUAAAGCGUGCAUCGAGUCGUGAUCAUAAAAUACUUGUCAAACAAUUUACAGCUUCCAGAAGCAAAAGUCAAUAAAAGUUUUCAAAUUAAAAUAUUGAAGCGUCAUCUUGCUAUAUAAUUUAUGCACAUAUUUCAAAUUUCCCAACAAGGACAAGGACACUCGAUAGUCAUUAACGGCUCAUCACGUUGGCAAAUAAAUUCAGUAAAUAUUAUAAACAGCUUCUGCUGCCGCUGGAAUCAACGACGCGCCUUUUAAACAUGCCAUCUUUGUCUUCCCUACUGGCGCUGCUCGCCCUGGUUACGCCCAGCCUAGCGGGCACCUACUCCUACAGCAUGCGCGGCACAGACGCUGUCGGCCCAGUCAGCGGCACGCCCCCACGUCCGGUCAACAAACUGUUGGUGCAAUCACCCAAGCUGGACAAUGUCUAUAUGGACUAUUUGGUAACAUCGCGUCCACUCAACCUGCGCAAAUACAACAAGAACGGCAGCAAAACGAAGAAGACCAAGAAGGACUCGAAAAUCUAUUUCAUAGCCAUACCCCCACUGCCGUAUCGCUAUAUACCCGGCGUUGGCUACGACUAUCAGCCCAUGAAAAUCAAGCCCAUUCUGGAGGAGGUGCCCAGCCCAGUGAGCACGUCAACAACAACAACAACAACAACAACAACAAUUGUUUACAGUUACAAAACAAUUGUUUAUGCAACUGCACUUAGCUGAUUGAAUUAGCUGCGCCUGUUUAACAACAAAUGCUUCCAAUCAACACACACACACACGCACACACCCAUCACAUAAUUAACUUCUUUAACAAUUAGACGCACACACACACACACACACACCAUUGCUUUUCUGUAUCUCUUAUGCCUAUACUAUUAGAUGCCUUAGAUUAUGAUUUGCAUAUACCUCAACUGAUCCGAAACUGUCUGUGCGCUCU
This is a messenger RNA of Drosophila navojoa, 1062 nucleotides long. RefSeq lists its product as uncharacterized. Lineage: Eukaryota; Metazoa; Arthropoda; Insecta; Diptera; Drosophilidae. The record is from RefSeq and is a predicted model, not a curated record.